Molecule: messenger RNA, 1731 nt
Organism: Eucalyptus grandis
Lineage: Eukaryota; Viridiplantae; Streptophyta; Magnoliopsida; Myrtales; Myrtaceae
Product: probable leucine-rich repeat receptor-like protein kinase At5g49770
Exons: 3
Coding region: 447-1541 (364 amino acids)
Biological process (GO): protein phosphorylation
Cellular component (GO): membrane
Molecular function (GO): ATP binding; protein kinase activity
Source: RefSeq, a predicted model, not a curated record
GCCCUCAGUUCUGUUCAGAGAAACCUAAAUUAGCAUACUCUUGCUCCUAUAACCUUUAUGACAUACCCAGAGCCUUUCGUUGCAUUCCUCAUGAUAACAAGAAAAACCUUCUGUAUAAGUUCCAUUUGUUCACCACCUUGUUUAAAGUGCAGGCUCACUGUAUGACAGUUACUGAGUUUGAAAUCUUCUGCUAGAAUUUCACAUGAACAGAUAAGGCCUUCUUUGACUUGACAAAAGCAGAUGUGAGUUUGUUCAUACAGAAAAAAAGUAAAGCUGAGAGAUGGGCAAAGUCGUACGAGUUGCUACACAUUAGUUUCUACUUAGUUUUCUUCUCUUUCCAAGAGAGUCUUAUAUUUUCACAUGGCUUUAAAUUUUUCAACCGCUUUUAUUAUCUGAACGUUUCCAUUUAAGUUGAUCCUUGAUUCCAUUAUAUUCCUGAACAGUAGAUGAUUCUAAAAUUUUGCCUAGCCUUAAUUUCCUGUUUAUGUCUCUUAAUUCUGAGAACUGGAUUGACACUGUGCCAGCAUUGUGAAAUUUUUGUUUGUCUUCAGAAUCAUCAGGCUGUCCUGAAAACUGGCCAACUUAUAAAUUUUGUUGUUGCUGUGGCAGGUCUACAGGGUACUCUGCCCACUGGAACUCUAGUUGCCAUAAAACGAGCACAGCAGGGAUCUAUGCAGGGUGGGUUCGAGUUCAAAAACGAGAUUGAGCUUCUAUCAAGAGUCCAUCAUAAGAAUCUUGUCACCCUUGUCGGAUUUUGUUUUGAGCAAAGUGAACAAUUGCUAGUGUACGAGUUCCUUCCAAAUGGUACCCUCAAAGAGAGUCUCUCAGGAAAGUCAGGAAUAAGGUUGGAUUGGGCAAGAAGACUCAAAGUAUCCAUUGGUGCAGCCCGAGGUCUGGCUUAUCUUCAUGAGCUUGCUAAUCCUCCGAUCAUACAUAGGGACAUAAAAUCAACCAACAUCCUAUUGGAUGAUCACUUGAAUGCAAAAGUUGCUGAUUUUGGUCUCUCCAAGCUCGUGGGAGAAGAUGAAAGGGGUCAUGUCACCACUCAAGUCAAAGGAACAAUGGGCUACUUGGAUCCUGAAUACUACAUGACGCAGCAGCUGACUGAGAAGAGCGAUGUCUAUGGCUUCGGAGUAUUGAUGCUGGAACUCCUUACAGCCAGAAGGCCAAUAGAGCAGGGCAGAUAUAUUGUGAGAGAAGUGAGGGUGCUCAUGAAUAAGGACAAAGAUUUGUACAAUCUGCAGGGGAUUCUCGACCCAGCCAUUGGUCUGGGCACGUCUUUGAAGGGUCUCGAGAGGUUUGUGGAGUUAGCAAUGAGAUGUGUGGAAGAAUCAGGAGCAGACAGGCCAACCAUGGGAGAGGUGGUGAAGGAAAUCGAGAACAUCAUGGUUUUCGAGGGUUUGAAUCCAAAGGCCGAAUCCGCAACCGCUUCAGCCAGUUAUGAAGAGGCGAGUAAGGGGUAUUCCACACAUCCCUACAGCAACGAGGACUUCUUAGAGUAUAGUGGGGGCUUCCCACCUUCAAGGAUCGAACCCCAGUAGGCAAAUUACAGUCAUGAUCAGCUUCAGUGUACAUUAAGAAAAUCAAACUAGCAUAUGUAGUCAUGACCAACUCUUUCCAGAUGUUCAGAUCUUGUGAUGUUUGUAUCCUAUCGAGAAUAUCAUGUAAAAUUGCUGGCCUCUAUUUGUAAGUAGAAUUCUGAAGGAAGUGAUCAUUCAUCUUCCACCUGUA